UGUGGUGUAGCAGUAGCGGCAGUUUCAGUGUGGUAGUGGGCACGGAAGGGUCGCGCCGCUGUUGUUACCCUGCCACAAUCCUGCCACCAUUCUCUUCUACUGCUACUACUACUGCUACUCCGUCUGCGUCUGUCACCGUCCCUCCCCAGCCUCCUCCACCACUUCUCCCCCUCUCCUCCCCUCUCUACACCCCAGCUGGUUCCUCCUUGCCAUGCUGAGAGGCACACACACACACACACACACGCCCUUCCUCACUGUCUCUCCUUCAAAAUCCUACGCUAAGUGAAGGAAACCGUUUAACUCCUUCAGUCCUUCAUUCUAUCUUUCUGUCCGCCGCUCCAAGCCACGUAUAACCUUUCUCGUCGACCCACGUACAACGAAACCACGGACACCUCCCCGUCAGUGCAUAACGCCAUUCACGACACGGACAAGGCCUUGGUUCUGCCCGGCGUGUGUGUCAGUGUGUAGGAGCGCAGGACAGCCGGUGCAGGGCCUUACAGAUCUUGUGUUAGGAGUCUAGGAUCUGGUGGAGGCUGUGAGGCAUCAGCUGGGUGGCGGAAGAGAGCGAGGAAAGAGAGGGAGAGAGAGAGGGAGUAGCCAGUUUCUCUCUCUCUCUGCAAGACAAAGGUACAGAGAGAAGAUACAGAGAGACGGAAAGUGAGAGAGAAAAGACAGAGUAAGAGAGAGAGACGUUUUUUAAAAGAGAAAUAAACUCAGGAAAGGUCAACAAGCAGUAAUACCAAGACCGGCUGUGACCCUUUGGUGUAACCUUUGACCCGGAAGUAGAAUUAACCAUCUCGUCGACUUUCAACACCACUGCAACACCUCAACACCCCGCCAACACCCCGUCAACACCCCCACCAUCACCACUACCACCACCGAAGAUAUAGUGCGACUGUGCAAGUGACUGGAGUGGUGAUAGUGACAAAUCGUGACAUACCGUGACAUUUCGUGACAUACCGUGACUCUCGUGACCUAAGAUGGAAAGGGGGGUUGUCAUGCGCCUUGUGAAGUGGGGGAGGGGUCUUCAGGGGAGCUCCAUCGCCCCCCUCCUGUUUGCAACCCAUGUUUCCCCUCCCAGGUUAACCCACUCUGCAGUUUGCCAGAUGUGUCCAGCCGCUUCCAACACCGCCACCAGCAGUAGAAGAUGGUGCAGCACUACCACCACCACCACCACCACAGCAACCAACCCUCCUCCGGCCCCCAACGCCCCACAAAACACAGGUGUGACGGUGACGGUGUGCAAUGGUCUGCCGCAGCUCACAGUGCCGCUCCCUUCUCGCAAUGACCGCUGCCGCUUCACCCUCCGCCCCGUCACCCACACUGUACAGGACCUCGUGGAUCAGCUCACCCACGAGGACCACGGCAUUGAUAGGGUCGUCCUCAGAACCAUAGAUGGCACGCGCAUUUCCUCCACCAUUUUCAAAGACUACAGAGACCAUUACACAACCACACCCCAGGUGGAGGACAUGUCCACCCAGCAGGGCAAGGUGGCGUGGAACGCAGGCCACUCCUCUGAGAGGAGGACUGUAAUAGGAGGUGUGUUGCAGGAGGAGCUGAGUGACAUGGGGGACGUGCGGCAGCUGGUGAACAAGCUGUACAUGGCCCUCAAUGUGGAUCAGCACCAGAUCAUGAAGGAGAGGGACAUCCUGGCGCAGAUUGAAGACCUCAAGACUCAGCUGGCUCCUCUUGAAAAGAAACGCGAAGACUUGGUGAAGGCAGCCGAGCGUCGCACCACCAUCCUAGCCUGGGCUGGGCUGGGGUACAUGGCUCUCCAGUUUGGGUUCUUGGCCAGACUGACAUGGUGGGAGUACUCUUGGGAUAUUAUGGAGCCCGUCACUUAUUUUGUCACUUAUGGUACUGCGAUGGGAGCCUAUGCUUACUAUGUGCUGACUAAACAGGAGUUCCUGUUACCCGACGUGCACGACCGACAGUUCCUGCUCUGCUUCCACAAGAAGGCCAGGAAGCUGGGACUCAAUGUGGAGAAGUACAACAUGCUCAAGAACCGUCUGGCAGAGCUCCACAAGGACUUGGACAGGCUACGGGACCCCCUCGCCCUCAACCUACCUCACUCCAUCCUGAAAGAGUCACGCAGCUCCAAGGCACCUCUCGCUAAGGCCCAGAAGACCAUCAAGAACCUGCUGGGCCUGAGGGAAGACAAGUAGCUCAGGCAUUUACUCUGGCACAGGAAACAAUAGCCAGCUGCACAGUGUUCUGCCUGAGUGGUGUCUUGGUGUGUGGUGCAGGCUCUUCCCUCACCACACCGCCACCACAUGCUUGGUUUGUGGGGACAGUAAGAGAUUAAACUGCCAAUUUUGAUAACUUUCCAAUGAGCUUUGCCGUGUUAGUGGUGUCCAAGAGAUAGAUUGGUGGUCUUGUUGUGGGAAUGUGUUCUCUGCGACGCGAUCCAUGCCAAGUGAAAUGUUGAUGGUGAAAGGUGCAGGCGGCCUCAUCUUGUGAAGUUAUUGAAUAUUGUAAUAGGCAGACACUUCCCCACCAGAAAAAAAAACUGAAACUCGUACUUGUUAUAUGAUAGAAAGGAAGGUUUUAAAAGUGUGGUGGAUAAAUGGAUAGACCCGUAAGAUAUUCAACACGCCGUCAGUCAACGCGCAGCCAAAACACUUUCUGUCGUACGUAAAUUAUGACCCAACAUAAACACACCAAAUCAACGAUAGCAACAGGGAACUACUACCACUACUACUACUACUUCCACUACUACUGUUAUUACUGCUAUUACUACUACUACCACUAUUACUACUUACAUUAAGGACAUUUUAGAUCUUUCAAUACACUUUACAUUUAUCAGGAGUACUUGGAAGGGAAGAUAUUAGAGGGACAUUGUGAGGUGAGGGAGGGAGAGCGGCAGUCACUCGGAAGCCUCAAGAGGGAGGAGAACCCGGCCAGUCAGGGAGGAGGAGGAGGGAACAACCCAAAGCCUUCAUCCUGGGAAGAAAUCAAAGAUGUGUAUCAAAAAGCACAAAUGUAUUUAUCACGUACGACUUGUUAAACCCUCAAGUAUACACACACACACACACACACACACACACACACACACACACACACACACACACACACACACACACACACACACACACACACACACACACACACACACACACACACACACACACACACACACACACACACACACACACACACACACACACCUCCCUAUAAUCUUGAGGCCAUAUAAACGCUUAACCUGAUCUUGCUGCUACAUACAUACAUACAUAACAUACUGUGGAAUGUUUCUAUUAAUCUGUUUAGGUUAAUUUUAUAUCUAGUAUUAAGUCCCUAAGCCAUGAGAGAGGCCAUGUCUGAGCCUUCUCGCUGCUUCUCACUCAUAUUAUUGCGUCAAACUGCAGCCCCACUCACUUUUCAACCCUUGACGCUCUGAAACAGGGAAACAAGCAGACACACAACACCCAGCCAUAGCCAGACAGGUUAAAAGAAAAAUGUGCUCUCGGAGGAAUUAAUAAAGUAAAAUUACUGAAUAAACAUCAACUGGCAAACAGGGAAGGAAAAACACACACACAUAGAUAGAUACAUGAAAAGAAUGUGCUCUCGGAGGAAUUAAUCAGGUUGAGUCUGAAAUGAAUAGGUAAACAGGCAAACGGAAGGAAAAACACACACACACACACACAUAGAUAGGUAAAAAAAGAUGUGCUCUUGGAAAAAUAAAUGAAGUCAUUGAAUAAACAGGCAAACAGGGAAGGAAAAACAUGCUUCUGGGAACAUAAAUAGAUCAGAUUUAGUAACAAUUGAUAGACAGUAAAAAAAGAAUGUGCUAUCGGAGAAAUAAGUAAAGUAGAAUCAAUAAGUAAACAGACAAACAGGGAAGGAAAAACAUGCUUCUAGGAAUCUUCUGGGAAUAUAAAUGAUUCAAAAUUAGUGAGCAUAGAUAGACAGGUGAAGGAAACGUGCUGACGCAUAAAUAAAUAAGGUGGAAUCACUGAAUGAACAGGUAAACAGGGAAGGAAAAAAAACAUGCUUCUGGGAACAUAUUG
Portunus trituberculatus (swimming crab) is the source of this 4007-nucleotide messenger RNA. RefSeq names its product calcium uniporter protein, mitochondrial-like (gene MCU). The record is from RefSeq and is a predicted model, not a curated record. The transcript is spliced from 8 exons. Bases 981 to 2165 code for a protein of 394 amino acids. Gene Ontology annotation, cellular component: mitochondrial inner membrane; uniplex complex. Gene Ontology annotation, biological process: calcium import into the mitochondrion; mitochondrial calcium ion homeostasis. Gene Ontology annotation, molecular function: calcium channel activity; uniporter activity. NCBI's taxonomy places the organism in Eukaryota, Metazoa, Arthropoda, Malacostraca, Decapoda, Portunidae.